Molecule: messenger RNA, 3906 nt
Organism: Acaulospora morrowiae
Lineage: Eukaryota; Fungi; Glomeromycota; Glomeromycetes; Diversisporales; Acaulosporaceae
Source: the annotation of a GenBank genome assembly
AUGAAGAGCUUAACGUUACUCUCGGAAAUAAUUGUUCCUCGGUGUUUUCCGUACGACGAACGAUCAAAGAGAACUUUCCACACAAUAAAUCCGGAGAGCGCCGAUUUCUAUUUCCUUCGUUUUUCAGAUUCGUCGCUUUCGAAUGUUGAGUUGGUGAAAUGUUCUGAAUUAGAGACCCUACUCCCGGACAUGUCCGUCAUUGCUUCUUUCCCAAAUUCGGAUCACACACAGGAAUUGAAUGAGAUCGUCCGAGGAUUGAAGUUCUUGAUGGAUACUCAGUCGAUAUGCAUAGCCUUCGCAGGUGGUGACAUCUUCAUGGUAUCCUUGGAUGGAUCGGUGGAAGUGAUGGGGUCUGUCGAUUCUCAUAUAAAGUGUAUGGAAUGGAGUCCGGAUGAAGAAGUUGUUGUCUUCGUGACUGGGAAUGACACGAUCCUCGAAAUGACCAAGGAUUUUGAUGUUAUUACCGAGUUCCCAAUCAAUGUUGAAGAAUUGGGUGAAGCUGUGAGUAUUAGUGUCGGAUGGGGCAAGAAAGAGACUCAAUUUCACGGAUCAGAAGGCAAACUCGCUGCGCAAAGAAUAAUUGAUGUAUCCAACUUUACCCUCUCCGAAGAUGACGACACCAAAACCAGAGUGUCUUGGUGUGGUGAUGGAAGCAUGUUUUGUUGUUCGGCAAUUGAUUCAAAUCGAGAACUCCGGGUAAUUAGAGUAUACAACAGAGAGGGCGUGUUGCAAUCAACCAGCGAACCUGUAGACGGAUUAGGGCAUAUCCUAUCAUGGAGGUAUGUCCACACUUUGGUUCUAUUACCGGCUCCUGGUAGUAUUAUUACUGGGCUUCAUACUUUAAUCACAUUGCCAGCUGGAAAUCUGAUCGCUUCAAGUCAAAAAUUUUCUGAUAAGCAGGAAAUAAUCUUCUUUGAGAAAAAUGGUUUGAGGCAUGGUGAAUUCACUCUCAGAGAAACCUUGAAACAUAAGAUCAUUGAAAUAUUAUGGAAUUGCGAUUCUACGGUGCUCGCGGUGUGGUUGGAAAGGGGCUCAUUGGAAACCGAAAAGUCAUCGUGUGUGCAAUUGUGGAAUGCGAAUAAUUAUCAUUGGUAUUUGAAGCAAGAAAUCUUGAUGAAAACGGACGAUUUCAUUACCAGUUUUUCGUGGGACCCCGAAACUGCUUUAAGGUUAUAUUUAACCACUCAAAGAAAAUGUCAUAGGCUUGAUUUUGCUUGGGACAACUUAUAUUCCAACUUGAUUGAUAAGAAAAAUGCCGCUGCUGUGGCUGUUGUUGACGGAUCCUCAGUUUGCCUUACGCCAUUCAGAACCAUGAAUGUUCCACCACCGAUGUUUGCAUUCUCGUUACGACUGGACUCUCCAGUUUCACAUGUGUCGUUUUCUCCCAACAAUGGUGGUAAUGAUUUCGCUGUUCUUCAAGCUAAUCAGGAUAUUGCAUUUUUCGAUUGGCGCGGGGCAAUGGAGAAACCUGCAAAGCCUCCAACUCUGAUGGGAUCAAUUAAUAUGAAAUUUUUAGACUCCAAGAAUGAGGAAUCCAUAAGGCAGAUCGCGUGGAUAGACAAAGGAACUUUACUUUUUUUGCAGUUUAAUUCUGUAAAUGGAUCAGAUGACGUUUGCCAAAUAGACGUUAACCUCGAAAAAGGUUGCGAUCAGAAAAUUGAUGACUCAAGGCGCUUGAGCAAUGUGUUCAUGGUGAAAAGAUUGCACUGGGAUCACACGCACAAGAUGAUGCACUUGGUUUCAGGCGAUGGGAUGGUGUUGGAGGUGGAACUAAAAUCAGAAUCAUCCGGUGGUAGCCAUCUCGCUAUCACCGACUCACAAUUGGUGAGAUUUCCGGAACCCUGCACUUGGGUUGGAUCGACUAAAAUAGGGGCAGAAGAACGCGUCGAGAAAAUUGUAUUAGGCUUAAGCGAGAGCAACAAAUUAUAUGCGUGUAACAAGUUGAUUUCUUCCGAUUGCACCUCGUUCUUCAUUCAUAACGAUUUUCUUAUAUUCACCACGAUGAGUCAUAUGUUGAAGUUUCUGACGCUUCGUGUGAGCCUCUCGGAUCUCAAAGUUCCGGUAAAUACUCAUGAUGAAACUGUUCGUGAGGUUGAGAGGGGUUCGAAAAUUGUUUGUGCAAUAUACUAUGAUGCCUCAGUAAUCUUGCAGAUGCCGAGGGGAAAUCUUGAAACGAUAAGUCCCCGAGCAUUAUUAUUGGAAUCCGUGCGCGAAUCUCUUGAUCGGCUGGACUAUAAAUCUGCUUAUAUCACAUGCCGAAAACACCUGGAGAAAGUUGAUUAUUUGAAUUUGUUUUUGUCAAGUUUGAGAAAUGAGGAUGUGACAUCGACAAUGUAUCUCCAGACCAACAAAAUAAGGAUCUUGGGAGACGAUAGUAAUAGUACUUGGGAUACAUCAUUUAAAAUCAAUACAGUAUGUGAUGCGGUUCGAGAAGUGCUCGGGACUUUAGAUACGAAGACGUACCUCCAAUCGAUAAUAAUGACAUAUAUUCGCCGAACUCCACCAGAUCUGGAAUCUGCGCUAGGCUUGCUUGCGAAAAUCAAAGACCAGGACCCGAACUUAGCCGAGGACGCAAUCAAAUUUACAAUAUUCUUGGUUGACGCGGACCGACUAUUCGAUGUCGCUUUAGGAAUGUACGAUUUUAAUCUUGUGUUAAUGGUUGCCCAACAAUCUCAGAAGGAUCCACGAGAAUAUCUUACUUUUCUGGCCAAUCUUGAAAGUUACCCGACUAAUUAUCAAAGGUUUAAAAUUGAUGAUCACCUACAUCGAUACGAGAAAGCAUUGCAUAACUUGAGCCUGUCAGGCGAUGAACAUUUCGAGGAAUGUUUGAAAUAUACCAUUGAUCAUGCUUUAUAUAAGUCAGCAAUUUCAAUAUUCACAAAUAAUCGAGAAAAAUACAAGAGAGCUAUUUUAAUAUAUGGAGAUUAUCUCUCUACGGAAUCAAACUUCAAGGAAGCUGGUUUAGCUUACUCAUUGGCCGGGGAUAAGCAAAAGGCACUUGAAUCGUACAAAAAUUCCGGAUCAUGGCGUGAAGCUUUUUCGAUCGCUCAUGAGUUGAACUAUUCGUCGGAUGCAUUACUGGAAUUGGCCAACAAUCUUGCUGAAUCAUUGUCAGAUAAAAGACAAUAUCACGAGGCAGCCCAGAUAAUACUGGAUUAUGCUAAACAACCCGAAGAAGCGAUAGAAUUGCUAAACAAAGGUCGUUAUUGGAAUGAGGCUAUGCGUAUUUCUUAUAUGUAUAACAGGUCGGACUUAAUCCAAACUAAUGUCAAGCCAAGUGUAAUUGAAGGAUAUACCCAAUCACUUCAAGACGUGAACUCAAUGUUGGACCAAUUGAAUCAACAAAUAUCCAGACUGAGAGAGAUUAGAAUAAAUAAGAACAAAAAGCCGCUAGAUUCGGAACUCUUUCACGACGAAGCAAUAGAAAACGUUGAUGUAUUUUCUGAUACAAGUUCUAUGGCCAGUGGAUUCACACGUUACACUCAAUCCAACACCCAAUUAAGCGUACAUUCUAAUAGAAGCGGAAAAAGCGCAAAAAGUCGUCGACGAGCGGAAAGGAAAAAAGCUCGUGGGAAAAAAGGAAGUAUUUACGAGGAAGAAUACCUCAUUGAUUCCUUGAGAAGGUUGAUCGAACGGUUCAAUGCUACUCAAGCGGAAAUAUCGAAUUUGUUAAAUUGUCUCGUAAACUUGGGAAUUGUGAAAAAUGCCCAACAAAUUCAAUCCCUUUUCUAUAAAUUGGAAGAAUUGAUAAAAAAGAGUAUCGACGAAAUAUUCGAUAUUCCGUUGACUAUCAAUGUAUCAGCUAUAGAGGAUGAUGCGGAGAUCGAUCAUGUCAAACCGCCAACCCUCAAAGUAAUCGAAAAGCCAAAGAUAAUCGAAACAAAUUGGAAAUUGCAAAUCAUAUAA